GGGUUUUAGAUUUUAUCAGUUAACUGUAGUGAAAUUUUUCAGCUGCAAUUCCUUUUGGUUUGCAGUAUUCACAACUCCAUAAUUCUAGCUGCCGCCCCCACCCGCCCCUUGACCCCGAUAGCUUCACGUCGUCCGGCCUCUGCCGCCGCCGCCCCUCGACUCCGACAGCAGCGCGUCAUCCCCCUGUCGUCCCCGGCUAAUUUUGGACCUAACCGCUCUAGGAGAGCCCAAAAACGACGCCGCACUGGAAGGCCCCAAGACGGUGGCUCCGCCAAACUGAGGAAAAUUAGGAGAGAUGGGUGUAAGGGGCCGAGCAGAGGAGGUAGCAAACCGAAAAAGGAGCAGCCCCGGUAUGAUGAGAAUGCGCCUCGAACCGAGAUUGAAGGGGAUUCAUUUGAGGAGCAGGCAGAUGGUGAUUUUGAAGUUGAAGAACCUAAAGAAGGUGGGUUCGGAGAGCCAACAGUGUAUGACGAUUUGCUGAGAAAACUAGGAUCGCGCAAUGUAUCUGUUGCAGAUGCUUUAAGAAGAAGGCAAAGAGAGGAGCAAGGGGAAAGUGAUUCAGAUGAAGAUGUAGACAGUGGUUCAGAAUCUAUUAAUGAUUCAGAAGAGACGGAGGAUGAUGGCGAGGAUGGAAUCGAUAAUAUGCCUGCCAAGGGUAAUAUUGUUCAAAAUAGGGCAAAAGGUGGUGUGAAACUGAGUGAAGAUGUUGGGACAGACGAUGAUGAUGCAGCAGUGAUGUCUGACACCGAUGAUGAAAGUGAUUUGAGAAUGAAUAAUCAAUCCCUGUCAGAGAGAUCUAUGAUCUUAAGAAGCUCACUUUGUCUCAAGCGGAUGAAGUGCAUUUUGACAACGAUACUGAAGCGUGGCGUUCUAUUGGAUGUUUACUCUUGCAGUAGCUUUGACAAUCAUUUGUCUCACAAAAUAUCCUCCUCAGAGAUUGACCAUUUAAUGAAAAGAAAAUGGAGGUACACAUGGAAAAUGCCUGCCCUUAACCAGUCAAGUUGCUACUGGAGAGGAACAGGAACAUGUGCAAUUAAGGAUUCUGACGUAAAUGCACAUUAUGAUCUGAAGCCAAGAUUAUACAAGCAUUGGCUGGAAAGUUUCAAUGCUUCAGGAGGCAGUAACAGCUAUUAUGAUAUAAUGCACCAUAACAAGAAGCCCUUUUACCUCAAAGGAAUGGAAGAAGAUUCAAAUAUCAUGGAUGCUUAUCUCAUGCACUCUUUAAAUCACAUCUUCAGGAGUAGAGAUCUUAUAGUAAAAAAUGAAAGAGAAUUGGCUAAGAAUCAAGACAGUUUGGAGGGCAAAGCUGUUGAUAGUGAAUCUUAUCUUGAUCGUGGGUUUACUCGCCCAAAGGUUUUGAUCCUUUUGCCACUUGCUGGUAUUGCACGUCGAGUUGUCAAGAGGUUGAUCCAGUUGACUCCAACUAAGCAUGAGGCUAGCGUGGAAAAUUUGGAACGCUUUUACGAAGAAUUCGGUUCUGGAAGAACUGAGGACAAGGAUGAUGAGGAUGGCCCAGAACUACACAAACCCAAACAGUCUGCGAAACCUCCUGACCACCAAGCAUUACUGGGUAGGGAUAAUGACAAUGAUCACUUUAUGAUAGGCGUGAAAUACACGAACAAGGGAAUAAAUUUGUAUGGUGAUUUCUACUCAUCGGAUGUCCUUAUUGCCUCUCCUCUUGGCAUAAUCACUAAAAUUGGGGAGGCAGAAGUGGAGAAAGAAAAAGAUUUUGAUUAUUUAUCUUCAAUAGAAAUCUUAAUCAUUGAUCAUGCAGAUGUCAUGCUAAUGCAGAAUUGGUCCCAUGUGAAUACUGUUGUUGAACAAUUGAAUAAACUGCCGUCUAAGCAACAUGGAACCGAUAUUAUGCGCAUAAGGCCAUGGUACCUGGAUGAACAAGCACGGUUCUAUCGGCAAACAAUAAUUUUGAGUUCUCAUGUAAAUCCAGAACUCAAUGCUCUUUUUAAUCAACAUUGCCUUAAUUACCAGGGAAAGAUUAAAUUGGAGUGCAAGUAUAAAGGUGUUCUUCCAAAAAUAUUAAUUCCAGUGCGACAGAUUUAUGAGCGUUUUGAUACUGAAUCUAUAGCAGAAGCUGAUGAUGCUCGACUUAAAUAUUUUUGUGAAAAGGUUUUCCCCAAGAUAAAAGAUUCUGUUCAGAAUGGUGUAAUGAUAUUUAUUAGUUCUUAUUUCGAGUUUGUCCGACUCCGGAACUAUUUGAAGUCACAAGCUGCUUCCGUCUGCUUGUUCGGAGAGUAUAUAAAACGAAACGAUAUUGCUCAUGUUCGGGGGCAGUUUUUCAGAGGGGAAAAGAAAAUUAUGCUUUAUACCGAGAGAGCCCAUUUCUACUACAGAUACAAGAUUCGUGGCGUCAAGAACUUAAUCAUCUAUUCCUUGCCCGAGAGAAAAGAAUUUUACCCUGAGAUUGUUAACUUGCUGGAAGAGUCGGACAGCAUGAAUUGCAGAGUCCUAUUUUCUCGUUUGGAUCAUCUUCGGCUGGAGAGAAUAGUUGGUUCUGCUGCUGCAAAACGGAUGGUUGACUCAGAGAAAUCCGUUUUUGUUUUCGCUUAGAAAUUUAUCAACAAGUGCCAUUUGAAAGCUCGAGAGAAUAGUUUGUCCUACUGCAAAACGGAUGGUCGACUCAGAGAAAUGUGUUUUUGUGUUGGCUUAUAAAUUAAUCGACAUGAGUUUAUUCAGUCAACAAGUGACAUUGGAGAGGUUUAAUUACGCGUUGAUGUGAUCUUUUGUAACACCCCAAAAAUUAGAGCAAUUUUUUUUUUCUUUCCGAAAACGCUUGCUUAUUUAAUUAAUUAAUUAAAUUAAUUGAGAUGUGUAUUUUUUUCAGAAACAUCAGAGUUCGGAACCGAGUUUGAAAACAUCAGAGUUUGGAAAUAAAUUCGAAUUUUUUAAAAA
Striga asiatica is the source of this 2907-nucleotide messenger RNA. Lineage: Eukaryota; Viridiplantae; Streptophyta; Magnoliopsida; Lamiales; Orobanchaceae. The record is from the annotation of a GenBank genome assembly.